UCACUUUAAACGGUUCACUUUAUUCAAAACUGAUUAUUCUUUGUUCUUCAAUCAAGUUUUUGCAUAAAUUGGAAGUGUGGGUCUUAUUUCAGCAAAUUACUUCACACUGUUACAUCUAUCCCCAGUCUGUGUUACAACUCACCCCAGUAGUGGGUUAGGUUGUAACAAUGGAACUCUUUGUAUUUUACGUUAAUUCACAUAAUCUGUGAUUAUGCAGUACCCGUCCAAGUGAGUUUUAUUUGUAGUAGACAAAUGUGGCUACCGUAUAUCAAAGUUUGAGAGACCUAGCACAAACAACCACUGAGUUACUGAUGCUCAAACAAAAAGUGUUACUUUCAUCCCUGGUCUCCCCCCUACAAUACUUUAAAAGGAAAUUGUAGUUUGAUUUUCCAAUGUCCUGAUGUUUCUUUUCCGACAGAAAUAAGAGCCGUUGUUCUGGGGUGGCAGAAAUCUGACAAAGCCUCAGUGAUAAACAGCAUUUUAGAUGAUGAAGUUGAGACUGACAAAUACUUCGUGAAAUCUGUGAAGAAAGAUGGUGAAGUGAACGGAAGGAAGAUAACUCUGAUUAAUAAUCCAUGUUGGUGGGAGAAUUAUGAUUUGCAAGACUUGCCAGAGGUUGUUAAACAAGAGCUGGUUUGCAGUGUCUUUCUGUGUCCACCAGGACCUCACGUCUUUCUUCUGGUCAUUAAUCUCAGUUUGCCUUUUACUGAAGAAAACAGAUUCACCAUCGAGGAGCACCUUAGUCUCUUCGGUGAGAGAAUCUGGAGACACACCAUAGUGUUGCUUACACAAACCGAUUCAGUGAAGGGCAAAGAUCUUCAGCUGAUCAUCCAGAGAUGUGGAGGAAAAUAUCAUGCCUUUGAUUUUGAAAAUAAAAGUGUCGGAGUCAAAGAUCUACUUGACAAGAUCGAUGAUGUUGUGGCAGCAAACAAUGGGAAGCAUUUUGAAACAUGUGAUGACAUGCUGUUUGACAUUCAGAGAAAGAGGGAUGAAAUUGAAAGAAGAGCAAAAUCCAGACAAGUAACAGUUCAUGACAAAAAAGAUCUACUGAAAGAAAUAAGUAAGUCAUAUAGACAUGUUUACUACCAGUCAAAAUUUGGACUGGAUUUAUGUUAAUUUAUAUGAAUGUUCAGAGAUGGAGUUGUGAAAGUGAAGCUCAAAUCUAAGAGAGUGUGCCACAUGUUUUGAUUACUACAUCAUUCCCAUACUUCCGUUUGUGUUACUGUAGAGUUUUCAUACUGUGAAUUUAAAAUUUAGAGGUUGGAAACAUUUACUAGUUCUUUAUUAUAACUGGAAUGAAGUUAUAAUGAAGAAUUAGAAUAUGUGUCCAAACUUCUGACUGGUAGUGCACAUUGCAAACAUGCAAAUACCUGUAAAUUAGAAGAUGCUGUGGCUCCGCUCUCAGAACUGAGAAUUGUUCUUCUGGGUUGGAUUCUGUCUGGGAAGAGUUCAACUGGAAACACCAUCUUCAAUCAUGAAAUAUUUCCAAUACGAAGAAAACAAAAGUGCACAAGUCGCACUGGUGUAGUGAAUGGCAGAUCAGUAACUGUGUUGGACACUCCGGGCUGGUGGAAGUAUUUCUCAUCUAAAUUCAACCCAGAAUACACACGGGCUGCAAUCUUAGAAAGUGUAGGUCAAUCACGACAAAUGCAGUUCCCUCACGCCAUGAUCUUGGUGAUUCCUAUUGAUACUUCAUUCAAGAUUGAACAGAAAAGAAUCAUUAAUGAGUACAUGGUCACUUUUGGAGAAGACGUCUGGAAACACACCAUAGUUCUGUUCACGUGGGGCGACAGAUUUCCAGAUAUCUCAAUCGAGCAGCACAUUGAGAGUGAAGGUGAAGCUCUUCAGUGGCUGAUUCAGAAAUGCAGGAACAGAUAUCAUGUCUUUGACAACUCAAACAAGAAUAACCGAGAUCAAGUCACAGAGUUGCUCCAGAAGAUUGAUGAGAUGGUGGCAGAAAACAGUCUGUUCUGCCUCAACCCUCAAUGUGCUGCAGAAGAAAACAUUCAUGAUACUGACACACAACAAGAUGAAGAAAUAAGUCUGGAUGUUGAUCAUGUGCUGCAAUUACUACAGCAGGAGAUUAGAAACAGGUUUAAGGGGAUCAAAAGUCGACUAAAACACUUAGGGAUGGAUUCCACUGGAUGUACAGAGACCAGAAGUCACCGUAGCAUUUCAGACCCUCCAAACUUCUCAGCUGAUGAGAAACUCAAGGAAAAGAUGAGGAGAGAAGGAAGCAGAUGGGAAGUAACUUUAAUGGACACGUUCUUGAACAAUCAGAAUCCUGAAGCAUCAUCUGAUUCACAUGAGAAGGUGGUAGGGUGGCUUCAAAGAUGUGAUGAAUACAGCUCAGUUGGAUAUGGAACAAGCUCCAACAUCAGCAGUCUAGAAGAUCCAGAGCCCAGAGACAAGACAUAAGAAGCAGUUUACAGAAUAAAGCACUCUGUUUAAACGUGUGUACACUUUAUAACAAAUUCUUUGUUUUGAAUGUGUUUAAUAAUUGUGUGAGAAAUAUGUUAAUAAUUCUAAUUAAUAAUUUGUAUUCUUGUAUGUUAUCUAAAAACUAUAUUACUUUAUAUUAUUAUUUCAUGAAAACUGAAAGUAACGUAAAUGAUUCAAGUCAUGUUUAGUUUCUGUUUAGUAUGUUUGUUCCUGGUUUCCUGAGCCUUAGUUCCUGUUUUCUUGGUUUCCAAAACAAGUUUAUUUCCUUGGUUGCUCAUGUUCACCACCCAUGUAUUGUAGUUGCUUGUUAUGUGCCCUCAGUUUUUUUUCCCCCAUUGUUUGGUAUUGUAUUUGGUUUAAAGCUGAUAACAUUUUUCCUCUGUGUUAGAAUUUCGGCUUUUUUUUGCUUAAUAAAAGUUAAACUGCUGCAUCAAGAGCCACCUCUCCUCUUCUCACCUCAACCCCACCGUAAGACAUUUAGUCCAAGUCAAUGCACAGCAAAAUAAAAUAGUUGCAAACGACAAUCCUCCCAUGUAUAAUUGUUGUAUAAUACAUUUAUUUGUGCAUUUUUUACUGCUAAUGUCCACCCCAUUUAGAUGAAGUACUGCUUCAAUUCUGCAGAUAGUAAGAGAUAGCAUAUAGCUUCUUAUUAAACCAAUGAGAAAGAGUUACGCUGAUCUGUGCAUGUGUGAAACAAGCACUUAAAUGAAGGGGUGAAAUGAAAAUUUUUUAUGGUUUCUAAUGGAGUUGAUGAAGACUAUUCACUUUAUAUGCUUUAAACAUUUAAAUCAUCCAUGUUUCACAUCAUUAUUGGAUGCAUAAUAAUAUAACUGCAUACACGUUACGUCAUUGUGUGAUUACGUAAACAAACUAAUGAAAUGAACCAGUUUAUUGUAAUGAACUGUUCUGUAUUGGAUGUGGCCAACCCCAAAACUUAAAAGAAGAAGAAUGAACUUGUCCGAAAGAACCAGUUCACUGAAAAGAAUCACAUUUCCCAGUUAACCUGAGGCUCUGUAAUGUUCAGUUUCUUGCACAGACCAAAUGUUUUGCUUCUUAAGACCUCAGUAUAUCAUCAGGACCCACAGGUAUUAAUUUUGUUCUCCCUGAUAUGUUUUUUUUUUUUUUUAAUUCUCAAAAACGGGCAGCCAAUGACUUGAAUUUUGUGAAUCACCCAUAUAUAACUUUAUAUAUUUAUUUUAAAAAUAUAUUUAACACGAGUUUUCAUGGUUAAUUAUAAGCAGUUUCUUAAUUUCCCCUCUUUCUAAAGGUGCAUACCAUACGCUCGUCAAAAUGAUAAUUCAUCAGUUUCUGUUAGUCCCACCCUCAGUGUUUAUGUAAAUUGUGAGCAUUUGAAAAUAGUGUUUAAUUUGAAAAUAGUGAAACAAACAUCAGUCAGUCUUUAAAAACUAUAUAUUGGAUAUCCUGACCCAAAUGAAACUUAAGUCUUAGCAAUAAACCACCAGCGGAUGAUGGAUUUAUAGAUUGCAAAGAUUGGUGUUUAAGCACAGUCAAUUAAAUGCUUGAAUGCUUACAUUCAUUGAUCAGUACUUUUAAUACUUAAGUACAUUAAAUAUCAAAUGCUUUUGUACUUUACAAAUCAAAAUGAGUACUAAUUACUUUUACUGGAGAAACAUUUUAUUAGGGUUAUCUCUACUUUUAUGUACACUGAAAAUGUGAGCUAUAAAUAACACUAUCAAAAUGAGAUAAAAUGGCAUAGUCAUCCAUAAAAUGCUAUGUAUAUUUUUUAUUGUGUACUAUUAUUGGGACAGCUCAUGUUUUAUGCAGUUAACAUGUAUUAAAAUGCUAAUUAUAAAAUGUUUAAAAAUGUGUGGUUAGAUAUUGCUGGGUGAAUGUACUAGAUUUAGAAAUUUAAUGAAUUCAAUAAAUAAUUAAAGUAUUGUUUAGAGGAGCAUGGAUGAUGAAUGCUUCUCACCAUGAACACUGUUUAAACAGAAUAAAUAUAUAGAAAUAUAUUAGAACAGAAAUACAUUUAGACAGAAUAAAAAGCUUUAAAACAGUGGUUCUCAACUCCAUAUGGUGGGGACCCACUGCUCUGCACAUUUUGUAUGUCUCUCGUAUCUGAGACACU
This is a messenger RNA of Onychostoma macrolepis, 4531 nucleotides long. RefSeq lists its product as uncharacterized. The transcript is spliced from 3 exons. Bases 1648 to 2418 code for a protein of 256 amino acids. Lineage: Eukaryota; Metazoa; Chordata; Actinopteri; Cypriniformes; Cyprinidae. Gene Ontology annotation, molecular function: GTP binding. The record is from RefSeq and is a predicted model, not a curated record.